CCAGCCUUAACCACAGGGAAUUGGCCUAUAAAAGUGCCCGUUUAUGACGCAGAUCUAGCUAUUUGACGACAGUUCUUGGAACGGAUAGGAUCAGCGGGACAGCUGGAGUGGCUUUUGUCGAGGUUAAGUUCAGUGACGAUGGAUCUCAAGUGUAGGAUCUUGAUCUUUUUUGUGGGGCUGACGGUGCUGAGUGUCGUGAACUGCCAAAUACCAGGCUUCGGUGGAUGUCCAGAUUACACUCCAAUUCUGAGGUUUAAUCGAACGCGAUUCCUGGGAACUUGGUACGAAGUUGAGCGUUAUUUCACCGUUAGCGAGGUCGCUACCAAGUGCGUUUCGGCGACCUACGAACUGCAACCCGACGGGAAGAUCUACGUGCGUAAUGCUUUGACCAAUCGAUUCAACAACGUGCAGCGCGUCAUCUCUGGAGUGAUGGAAGCCCAAGGCAGAACCAAGGAUGGCAGGUACACGAUUCAGUACCAGUCCUUCCCGUAUAACUACAACGCGACAUUCAUGGUUCUGGACACGGACUACGACUCCUUCGCGGUAAUCUACUCUUGUAGCUCGAUCGGACCAGUCGGCCACACGGCUUCCACCUGGGUUCUGGCCCGAGAGCGACUGCCGCCCGGACCGGUGAUGCAGCGGGCGUACGGAGUGCUGGACAAGUUCCGCAUCAACCGCAGCUUCUUCGUGAAGACCAUCCAGGAGGAUUGCGUCAUUCGGGCGCCGCCAGAGCCGGCGUACGAUCCGACGGAAUCGUCCACGGGCUCGCGGCGUCAAAGUGUGCCCGGUUUGAAGGGGGAGGACGAAGACGAGGACUCGGUGCUGAAGACGGAAGAUGAGCUGGUGCAGCUGAGGAAUGAGUUCGUCGUGAUGCCCGAGAUAGACGUCGAGGUUGAUCCGGUGGUGGAAGAGAGUGAUUGAAGAUUUUUUUUGGAAUCAAGGUGGUUGAAAUAAAGUGAAUUUUCAUGAAAU
Culex quinquefasciatus (southern house mosquito) is the source of this 972-nucleotide messenger RNA. Its product is annotated as apolipoprotein D. Lineage: Eukaryota; Metazoa; Arthropoda; Insecta; Diptera; Culicidae. Gene Ontology annotation, molecular function: pigment binding. The transcript is spliced from 3 exons. Bases 139 to 921 code for a protein of 260 amino acids. The record is from RefSeq and is a predicted model, not a curated record.